AAAGCUUUCCAUAACUUCAUCUGAGCUCGUUAAUAUUAAGCUAACCAGUCUUAAUACGUGGGACGCGUUUCUAGAAGAGGAUGCUAUUCUAUAUAUGUCUUACAGUUGUAGAAAUCACAGAGGAAAUAUGACUAUCUGGGAGGAGUUCGUUCAGAAUAUUUCCAUGGUUACCAGUUACAACACUUCAGUCAUUCACUAUAACCAAACAUCUUGCGAAGGAAAAAAAGGAAACGUUCUUAGCGUUGUGUCGAGCGUAACUACACCGUCCUCGUCAAAAGCGAUUUAUGUAAGCCCACCGUACCCGUUAUUACCAAGAUGGAUCAAAUCACCUGCAAGGUGUCUAAGAUUUCAAUAUCGGCUGUGGGGAACUGGAGCGAAAGUAUUGAAACUAUACCAAAUCUUAAAUAACAAGAUGUUUCCAUGGAGACCAAUAUGGAUGGACGCUAAUAACAGUUCAAGUAAUUGGAAGGAAGGACAAGUCACUCUUUCAGCUGUGACUGAAUAUCAGAUAGCCAUCAAGGGCGAAAUGUCUAAUGCACCAGGACUGAUAUCGAUAGGAGCUYUAUAUACCACUGAAGAGUAUUGUCCCGUGUUACCUGCUUCAGCAGGAGAAGCGUGCAAUGAAAUAUUUAAAAACUUGACUGGCGUCAUUAUGUCUCCCUGUUAUCCAAGUUACUAUAGCAACAACGCUAGGUGCAACUCGACUAUUAUAGCGAAGCGAGGUUACGUUAUUCGUCUAGAUGUCGCCGAGUUUGAGUUGGAAAUGAGCGCACGAUGUGAGAAUGACUCUGUUGAUGUUUAUGAUGGUGGUAAAAGAAUUGGUCGAUAUUGUGGUAUAAGAUAUCCACCAAUCAUUCAGUCGACUACUAACCAGCUUUCGGUGGUAUUCCGAUCAAAUGGAAGGAUAACACGCACUGGAUUCAUGGCGCAUUACCGCAUCCUGAAAGAUAAUGAUACAAACCAAGGAUGCUUACAAGACUGUCCUGCUGAUUGUCAAUGUCGAAAGCUGUCUGAUGGACAAAUAGUUGUCUCGUCGCGAAGUAUCAAUGCAGUUCCUCGUCGACUUCCUCGUGAAACAACAGUGAUCUUAUUUUCUGGAAAUGAAAUCUUCCACAUAAGAAGCAAUACCUUCGAUAAUCUCGAAAAGUUGGCAUUAAUAGACUUGAGUUACAACAGGAUUAUUCGCAUGGAUGAAAAAGCAUUUUCUUCACUUCCGUCACUUCAUACAUUGCGACUCAACAUGAAUUUCAUCAAGGACAUUGAAAAGGAAACAUGGAUUGAUGUGGAUGGUUUGAAAAUUCUGGAUAUUGGCAAAAAUUUGAUACGUUCUAUUGGAGACAGGACAUUCAUGACUUUCCCAGAACUGAAAGCUUUAAGUCUUCGUGACAAUUUGAUCACAUUCCUUCAUGAUGAUGCUUUCCAAAACAAUACGGAACUCUCCUCUCUUUAUCUACAUGGUAAUAAAAUCCAAAAAAUCCCUGGUGGUCUCUUCCGUAACCAAGGGAAGCUGAAAGUGCUGUAUCUGCAUAACAACAAGCUAGAAAAGUUCAGCAAAUCAUCGUUCCGAGGACUCUCCAUGCUUGAGAAAUUAAUGCUCCACAACAAUUCUAUCAAAGAGACAGAGAUAUCACGCGACACCUUUUCAGAAUUGAAAAACCUCAUAUAUCUGAAAAUAGACAGUUUCAUCCUGUGCUGCUAUGCCAAAAAGAGUAUCCCAACACUAAAGGAAUGUGAAUCGGAAUCAAAUGGUUUCUCCAGCUGCGAGGAUAUGCUGAAAAGCACCGUCAUUCGUGUGGGCAUAUGGACACAAGGCAUUUUUGCUGCAUUUGGAAACCUUGGCGUGAUGAUUUGGUGGACCGUUUUAGACAAGAAGCAACUUUCUAGAACAACAAGAAAUAAAACUAAUGUACAAUCUUUACUCUUAAGACAUCUGGGCAUGGCUGACUUUCUUAUGGGGAUCUACUUGCUUUUCAUAGCGAUACAGGAUGCCUUGUGGAAAGGCGAGUACGUGGAACAUGAUGUCGAUUGGCGGUCUGGUGUAUCAUGUCAAAUAGCAGGGGCCAUCUCAACUCUAUCGAGUGAGGUGUCAGUGAUGAUGCUUUUGGUGUUGACCGCUGAUCGUUUCAGCACCAUGGUAUUCGACUUCAAAGGCAAACGCCUGGGAUGGAAAUCUGCUCAUUGCGUUUGUCUUCUCGUUUGGAUUUCUGGAUUUGUCAUCUCCUUCAGCCCAUUGUUUGCCACAAGCUACUUUAAAGAUSAAGCCACYGGKUUCUCRUUCUACGGACGGUCGACYGUUUGCAUUCCUUUUCAGCUUUCCUCAGAACGACCUGCAGGAUGGGAGUACUCCGUCGCCAUGUUCAUGGCCUUCAAUGGUGCUGCCUUUUUAUUCAUCCUUGUUGCUUAUGUAGCUAUAUUCAUUAAGGUCCAGCGAUCCGCCAAAAGAGUCCAGUCAUCGAGAGAACCAUCGUCACUGGGGACAAGAAUUAUGUUUAUUGUCCUGACAGACUUUUGCUGCUGGAUGCCAGUCAUCGUGAUUGGUACUCUGUCACUUGCCGGAAAGUUUUACGAUCCAACGGGACAAGUGUACCCUAUGAUUGCUGUAUUUGUUCUACCAGUGAAUUCAUCCAUCAAUCCAAUCAUUUAUACCUUUGCUACUCCACAAGCAACGAAAUUAUAUCAUCAAAUGAUACAAGGAUUGCGAGACAAAUUCCAGAACUUAGUCUGGAAACAAAACAGAACAGGAGGCAUGGAUCUCGACAAUGGCGGCUUUAGAGAAGAAAGGCAUGACAACACUGAAUUAAAAGAGAUUAUGUGAGUCUGCUAAAGCAAAUGAAGGGCUAAUAGAUCUCUUUUCUUGAUAUGUCCGCCAACUUGAAAAGAGACAGGAUUUUGCUUAGCAUAGUUGAUAGACUUAAACAAAGCUCUAAAUAAUGAUUUAGCAAAUUGAAUGCAUCACAUACUGCUUGAGUGAAGAGUGAUUAGUUUUAAUCUGCGAAAGAGCUAAAAUAAAGCUGAAUAA
Molecule: messenger RNA, 3019 nt
Organism: Exaiptasia diaphana
Lineage: Eukaryota; Metazoa; Cnidaria; Anthozoa; Actiniaria; Aiptasiidae
Product: G-protein coupled receptor GRL101
Exons: 17
Coding region: 95-2815 (906 amino acids)
Biological process (GO): G protein-coupled receptor signaling pathway
Cellular component (GO): membrane
Molecular function (GO): G protein-coupled receptor activity; protein binding
Source: RefSeq, a predicted model, not a curated record